GAUCCUGCCUUUUGACAAGUUGUGUUGCUACUCAGGGAAAAAUGAGUGCCUGGCCAUCUCCUCUGCUUUGGACCUUAACCAUGUCGUAUUUAACUGGUGUUACUUUAGGCCAGACAACCACCUUUGAGGUCUCUAUUUCAUCAACACCAGUGCCUCCCAGUGUGACCAGUGCCCAAGUCCCCAUUGCAUCAACCCCAGCACCUCCCAGUGCAACCAGCACCCAGGUCCCCGUUGCAUCAACCCCAGCACCUCCCAGUGCAACCAGCACCCUGGUCCCCAUUGCAUCAACCCCAGCACCUCCCAGUGCAGCCUCUGCUCCCCCAGCUGCAGCUGCCACGCUUGCUGCUGGAGUGGAAUCAGCCACUUCAAACCUUGCUGUGUCCUCAUCAGUGUCAUCUGCUGGGCCAAGCACAGGAACAUCUGCUCAGACUCUGCCUGCUGCCACAGCUGUCACCACCCAGGUCUCUGCAGGACUGAUGGCUGCAUCCUCCAGUGCCCUGGUGUCCCCUCCAGGCCUGACCACUUCUCCUGGGGGCCCAGCAGAAUCUCUCUUCCUCACCACCAAGCCCUCCAACUGCAGCAGAGUGAAUGUCACAGCCUGUGCCCAGUGCUCCCCAGGGACAUUUCCCAGUGGAGGCACCCUGAGCUGCUCAUGCUGUGCUGUGGGCUCGUGCACAGACCCUGAAGCAUGCAUCUCCUGCCCACUGGGCCACUACCAGCCCCAAAGUGGGCAACCAUCCUGCCUGCCUUGUCCACAGGGGACUUACACCAACUUCCCAAGGAGCAUCCUGUGCCUUCCCUGCCCACCUGGAUAUUUUGGUGAAGAGUCUGGGGCUGCAGCCUGCAGAGCAUGUGAGAAAGGCUUUUUUAGCUCUGAGCAAAAUGCAACUUCAUGUCUGCCUUGCCUGCCUGGAUCAUUUUGCAACACCACCAGCUGCACCAUGUGUCUGCCCUGUCCUGCUGGGCAAGAGGCUCUUCAGGAGGGGUCAGAGGAGUGUGUGUCCUGCCCCACAGGUACCUUCAAAGGUCCCAGCGACAACAACUGCAAGCCCUGCAGGACAGGAGAAUACCAAUUACAGAGGGGCAAGGAGAGCUGUGACCUGUGCCCAGAAAAUCACUACUGCCCUAGCCCAGAUGUGCUGCCCAUGAAGUGCCCUCUUGAUGCCUUCUGCCCCAGGGGCAGUGCUGAGCCCCAGUACUGCAAGGAGCUUUUCCUUUACAAGUCAGGGGACUCCUGCCAGCUGACUCCCCUCACAGUUGUUCUCCUGGUCACCUUCUCAGGAGGUGGAAUCCUUGCUGUCUUUCUAAUAAUUUUGAGAAGAAUGCAAGAACAUAACAAGAAAUCAUUAAAGUCUCUGCUCCUGCUCCAAGGCUCAGGAGGACACAAAAAUUAUGGGGGGUUGGAGCACACAGAACCAGUCUAUGCUGGCUGGUAGCCAGGACAUGCUGCUGGCAAGCACCCCGUUCUCUUUUGCCUGGGGCAAUACAGAAAUCUGUGUACAAGGAAAAAUGUUUAACCCAUUUCUGUACAGCUAAAAUACAUGCUGAGAAAUAAAACUCAGUUUCUGAGUUGUGGCUGCUUAUGCAAACCAACCCAGCAGCCUGCU
Messenger RNA from Calypte anna (Anna's hummingbird), 1607 nucleotides. RefSeq names its product mucin-2-like. Lineage: Eukaryota; Metazoa; Chordata; Aves; Apodiformes; Trochilidae. The record is from RefSeq and is a predicted model, not a curated record. The transcript is spliced from 9 exons. The coding region runs from base 42 to 1436 and encodes 464 amino acids.